This is a messenger RNA of Amphibalanus amphitrite, 1488 nucleotides long. RefSeq names its product sulfotransferase 1C2-like. The record is from RefSeq and is a predicted model, not a curated record. Gene Ontology annotation, molecular function: sulfotransferase activity. Gene Ontology annotation, biological process: sulfation. The transcript has 4 exons. The coding region runs from base 116 to 1156 and encodes 346 amino acids. Lineage: Eukaryota; Metazoa; Arthropoda; Thecostraca; Balanomorpha; Balanidae. Gene Ontology annotation, cellular component: cytoplasm.
GCGGCGACGGCAGGCGGCAGUCAGACAGCAGGGCCGUAUCCACCGGCGCGGAGCAUCAGGGUCGCUGUGCGGAGCCAGUCAACGAAAAGGGAGCCGGUCUUGACGAGAGACCAGGAUGGCGUCACCCAAUGAGAACAGGCCGUUCCCGUUCAAGCUGUUGCCGCCGAGCGACGAUGUCCAGCAGAGGGUGGCGCGGAAUUUCGUCGGGUUGCCCAACGGCCUGGUGUCGUGUAACCACUGGGGCUACAAGUCGGCUGCCUCGGCCACCGACCGGGAGCUGGAGGAGCUCUAUAACCACCCGCUGGACGCGCGGGAUACCUGGGUGGUGACGCCGCCAAAGUGCGGCACCAACUGGACGCUGGAGAUGGUGUGGCUCAUCGCCAACGACCUCGACUACGAGCGCGCCAAGGCGCCGCUCAAACCGGACAGGUGGAGCUUCAUCGACUUCCACCUGCUGUCGGAUAAGGCGGUGAGGGCCAAGCUGAUGCCUGCACGCCCCGGUGGCGGCGGUCCGUCGGGCAGCAGGCCGCCGGCGGACGGUGUCCAGGUGCGGCCGUCACCGGCGUUCGUCAACACCCACCUGCCCAUGUCGCUCAACAACCCGCGCCUGCUGGACGUCUGCAAGGUGGUCUACGUGGCCAGGAACCCCAAGGACGCCUGUGUCUCCUUCUACAAUCACUGCCGCCUGAUCAAGAUGGUCGACUUCACCGGAAACCUCGAGGAAUUCAUGGAGAUGUUCAUGAACGGGGAAGUCAUCGCAACCCCCAUCGUCGACCACAUAAUUGAGGCAUGGAAUCUACGACACCACCCAAACAUGUGCUUCCUCUUCUACGAGGACAUGAAGAAGGACCUGAGGGCGCAGAUCCGCAAGGUGGCCACCUUCCUGGGAAAAACGUUCACCGACGACCAAGUGGACAAGCUGGCGGAACAUCUCCACAUCGACAACUUCAAGAAGAACCCCUACGUCAAUAUGGAGGGGGGCAAGAUGGCGGGUUUCAUGUACCAAGACCGCGGGAACUUUAUCAGGAAAGGCAAGACGGGCGACUGGAAGAACCACUUCAGCCCCGAGAUGACGGCCAGGUUCGACGCGUGGCUAGAGCACAAGCUGAGGGGCACUGACCUCACGUUCGUGCAGGAGCUAGAGCACCAGGACUGACGAACUAGGCACAUACGCCGAUUGGCUGUGCGAAAGGGAGAAAAUGUACUCUAGGCCCAAUCAUAGCACGAGUCAGCGGCUUGGACGCGGUGCUGCCGGCUACGAUGCAAUUUUGUAAUCUACAUACAACAUCACCGGGCUAUACUAUAACAUACCUAUUACCUAUACUAUAAAGUAUGAACGGCACCUGAUUGUAUAUGCUACUACCUACCUACAAUAAAUGCAACGUUUUUGGCACAGUUAAGAACUGUCCGAAAAAUUACACCAGCGCCUCGAACCUUUCAGGGUAGGCAAACACCUCAGCAAUUAAAAAAGUACCUACAAUUAAAAAA